Messenger RNA from Amphiprion ocellaris (clown anemonefish), 4066 nucleotides. RefSeq lists its product as uncharacterized. The record is from RefSeq and is a predicted model, not a curated record. NCBI's taxonomy places the organism in Eukaryota, Metazoa, Chordata, Actinopteri, Pomacentridae. The transcript is spliced from 2 exons. The coding region runs from base 1 to 2346 and encodes 781 amino acids.
AUGAUCAUCACAGACAUGAGACCACUGUCAAUGGUUGAGGACGAAGGCUUCACGGCAAUGAUCCGCACCUUUCAUCCAGGUUACACUCUUCCCUCAAGGACACAUUUUACAAAGCUCAUGGGGAAAAUAUAUGAAGAGACUUUCAAGGAAGUGAAGACCGCAAUUAACACAAACAGCAGCAAACUUGCUCUCACUGCUGAUAUAUGGACAAGUGUUGCCAAUGAAGCGUACCUUGGGGUCACCUGCCACUACAUCACAGAGGACUGGGACAUGCAGUCAGUCUGCCUCACCACCAUGCCACUGCAGGAUAGACAUACUGCAUCUAACAUUGCAGAGUGGUUGGAGGAGCUCACCUAUGACAAAUGGGUUAAGAAUUUGUCAGACAGAGAGCUCACUCCAGCCGAGCGGGGGGUCCUUGCCAAAGGACUGAACUUUGCAGUCACACCAGAUGAGUUACCGGUGGUGGACUUGGUGACGGCCACAGAAUCGGCCAUUAGGAACAAUAGGUUGUCAGAGACAGAGGCGGAACAGAUCAGGCUUAAGGUGUCGGCAGCACUCUCCAGCGCCAAGUUACCCCCGUCCAACAUCUCCGCACAGGAGAAACGGGCACUGACAACUCUGCAGAAGGAUCCCAACAUCACAAUCCUACCUGCAGAUAAGGGGAGAUGUACUGUUAUCCUUAACACAGCUGACUAUCACUCAAAGGUCAGCAGCCUCCUAUGUGACUCAGCAACUUAUGAGACCCUAAAACGAGACCCCACCAACACCUACAAACUCAAAGUGGUUAACUGCCUGCAAAAACUGGAGAAAAGUCAGAUCAUCGACCGGGCCCUGUACUACAAACUCUAUCCAGGCGAUGCUAUCCCUUGCAUAUACGGGCUGCCAAAAAUUCACAAAGAGGGCGCCCCUCUGAGACCAAUUGUAAGCAGCAUCAACUCUGUGACAUACAACAUUGCUAAGUAUCUUGCCACCAUCCUUUCCCCAUUGGUGGGGGACACCCCCCACCACAUAAGGAACUCGAUGGACUUUACAAACAAGGUCAGAAAAAUCAGCUUAGACCCUGAGGAAACUAUGGUUUCAUAUGACGUGACUUCGCUUUUUACUUGCAUUCCCACUGGAGAUGCAAUACAGACAGUAAAGAGAAAACUGCUGCUUGACAACUCUCUGUCUGAGAGGACCAACCUCUCCCCCGAACAGGUGUGUGACCUCCUUAACCUUUGCCUCAGCACCACUUAUUUCCAGUACAACAAUGGUUUCUACAGGCAAAAACACGGCUGUGCCAUGGGAUCUCCUGUAUCCCCCAUUGUAGCUAACCUGUACAUGGAAGAAAUGGAGAUUGUGGCACUGAGAACAUUCAGUGGCCACUCCCCGAGGCACUGGUUCAGAUAUGUGGAUGACACAUGGGUCACCAUCAGGAAGGGUGAGGUCGAACCUUUCACAGAACACCUCAACUCGGUGGAUAAAAACAUCAAGUUCACAAGAGAGGAUGUCCAAGACAACUGUCUGGCGUUUCUAGAUUGCGUGGUACGCAUUGAAACCAAUGGGGAACUCAACAUUGAGGUCUACAGAAAACCCACUCACACAGACCAGUACCUCCUGUUUGAUUCACACCACCCACUAGAACACAAGUUGGGGGUGAUCCGUACCUUAAAGCACAGAGCACAGAACAUCCCAUCAGAAGCGGAUGGAAAAAGAAGGGAACACAAACAUAUUCACUCUGCUCUUCAAACUUGUGGCUAUCCAAACUGGGCUUUUAUCAAAACAGCAAAAAAGCGCAGGGAGGAUAAGAAAGACGAGGACCACAAAAAGAGAAACAACAUUGUCAUCCCCUAUGUGGCAGGAAUUUCAGAGAAACUCAGGAGGAUCUUUAACACCCACCAGAUCCCAGUACACUUCAAGCCCAGCAACACUCUGAGGCAAAAGCUGGUCCAUCCCAAGGACAAAAUUCCAAGGGAGAAACAGAGCAAUGUGGUGUACGCAGUGCAGUGCAAUGAGGAAUGCUCUGACCUGUACAUUGGAGAGACUAAGCAGCCAUUACACAAGCGCAUGGCACAACACAGGAGGGCCACGACCACAGGCCAGGACUCAGCAGUCCACCUCCACCUCAAGGAGAAGGGGCACUCCUUUGAUGACCACAAGGUGCGCAUUCUAGCCAGAGAGGACAGAUGGUUUGAGAGAGGGGUAAAAGAAGCCAUUCAUGUCAAACUAGAACGGCCAUCUUUGAACAGAGGAGGGGGCCUCAGACACCACUUGUCUCCCACUUACAACGCCGUUCUUAGAGCCCUCCCAAGGAGGUGCAGCCAUCUGUCCCACUUGCAGUCAGGUGACCCCCAACCACCCUCCUAGAGGGCUGGGAGGGGUAACGACCGCCCAUCAAAGGCUAACGACUCACAUUAACACCUAACGAGUCUGUUGGUUUCGGGUCUUUGUCCACUUGUUUUUGCCACCACCCUCCUGGUGGAUAAAUAUCUGGUACUCCCCACCAGGCUUUCAGAACUGAAGAAGCCUCUUGGAUGAGAGGUGAAACGUUUUCGACUCACACGAGGUUAGUCCAGUUGCCAUAACUUAUGCUUGCUUGAGACUUAUCAUGACCUGGAUGACUGAGAACAUCCACAGAUUUAGCUCACUAGAAAAACUACGCAGACUCAAAGCUGAAGAGCAACUAAGCUCACUAAAAAUGACAGGGUCUCAGGUAACGUUAACUAAACAACACUAAUACUUCAACCUGGCUCGUGCUGGGGACGGACUGCUGACUAGAGAGGGGGGUAACAGGCUGAGGACAGGAGUUGAAGGUAGAGGCAGCGAAGGUAGAGGCAGCGACGGCAGAAUCAAAUCCAGGCUGAAGACAGAGGUUGGGUGGAGGGAAUUCCGGUGUCCUCUUGAAAACAGUUGUGGUUGGUGAGUCCGGGGAGGGGCAAAUGGUUCGGCCACAGGAGCGGAUGAGGUUCCAACUAAAAGAGCGGAAACAAAGUUACCAGAAGGUUCAACUUAGGAUUGGCAAGAGUGAACAAACGGCAGAACUAACUGUGUGCAUUCACAAUCCGGCGUCCAAGUGGUGACUGGCGUCUGAAUAUAUGGAGAUCAGGCGAUCUGAUUGGCUAUUGUUCUUUUAGGGAGGAGCAUGUUUGUAGUUUUUUUCUUGUGUCUUAUUUGUUGUUUUCAUGUGGGUUUGAUGCGUUUUGGUGAAACGAUCGAUCAGUUUUCUUAUUGAUGAAUUGUCUGCUCACUUUAUCCUGCUGGUGUCUGUAUUAUAGUGUGAAGCUACGUGCACACACGCUCGUGCACGCUCAGUGUUUAUCCGUCAUAUUUCACGGCGGUUCUUCAUCCUCGGCCGAGCGACAUCGGCGUCGGCGUCAUCUCUGGGCCGGGUAGCGGCAAGGAGGCAGCCGGCUGGAAAGAAUCCAAGUUUACACAACGGAGAGGCGGAGAAAUUAAAGAUGAUUUUUUAUAUUUUCUUUAUCUGGAGGAGAAUUCAUUACCUGGCAGAGGAGCAGAGCUGAGCGCUGUCAGCCAAGAAUAAUGACUUGUCUAACUGAUAGCACACACACACACACAGAGUAACACAACAACAUCCAGCCUCAGUUUCAUUCAGACAAACACAACAGGUUUCAGGCUGCUGUUGGUUUUUACUGAUUUUCAAACCGAGCAGCAGAACCAGCAGCUUCACAUCAGACAGCAGAAAAACACAAAACAGUGCUUAGGUUCAAUUUAAUGAGCACAUUUCAGAGGAGCAACUGAGAGCUUUAACUCCUCUGCAGCAUUUUUUAAUCCUCAUUUGUUGGAGGACAAUGCAAAAAAUAUUUAAAGCUGCAAUAAUUAAAUCUUUCAGACAAAAAGGGAAAAAAAUUGUAUUAUUAUUGGUCUGUAUGAGAGGAAAACACAAAGAACAAAUGAUGUUUAGCAACCAAAACAAGGAGCUGAAGGAAGUUAAAAUGCUGCAAGAGAAACAAAAUGACCACAGAGACGCAAAACAACCACAAAACGACCACAAAGGGACACAAAACAAUCACAAAAUGACACAAAACCCCUACAAAAAGACAAAAACCCCAAAAAGACAGAAAACGAC